This is a messenger RNA of Lates calcarifer (barramundi perch), 3739 nucleotides long. RefSeq names its product family with sequence similarity 199, X-linked (gene fam199x). The transcript is spliced from 8 exons. The coding region runs from base 116 to 1285 and encodes 389 amino acids. The record is from RefSeq and is a predicted model, not a curated record. Lineage: Eukaryota; Metazoa; Chordata; Actinopteri; Centropomidae.
CGUCGCUCCCGGGAGUCUCGCGGUGACAGCUUAGAUCAUCGAUAGAAAAGAAAGGAUUUGCAAAUGGAGGUGGUUGAAAAGGUUACAGUUUGAACGACAAAAGGUACAUCUGGCCAUGUCUGAAUCGCUGUAUGAGAAGUUUUUGGCCCCAGAGGAGCCGUUCCCUCUCCUCUCCCAAAGAGCCAACCUCAGUGAUGUGGGAACCCUAGACGUCAGUGACUUUGGCUGUCAGCUCUCGUCUUGUCACAGAACAGACCCUCUACACCGCUUCCACAGUAACAGAUGGAACCUUACUUCCUGUGGGACCAGCGUUGCCAGCUCAGAGUGCAGUGAGGAGCUCUUCUCCUCUGUAUCAGUGGGGGAUCAGGAUGACUGUUACUCCCUUCUGGAUGACCAAGAACUAACAUCGCUGGACUUGUUUCCAGAGGGCAGUGUUUGCAGCGACGUCUCCUCCUCGAUCAGCACCUAUUGGGACUGGUCUGACAGCGAAUUUGAGUGGCAGUUGCCAGGAAGUGACAUUGCCAGUGGCAGCGAUGUCCUCUCUGACAUCAUCCCGAGCGUGCCAAGUUCACCGUGUUUGUUUUCCAAGAGGAAGCCCAAGCCCCACCCUCAUCGUAACCUGGAUGAACUACCUUGGAGUGCUAUGACCAACGAUGAACAAGUGGAGUACAUUGAGUACCUGAGUCGGAAGGUCAGCACAGAGAUGGGCCUGAGAGAGCAGCUGGACAUCAUCAAGAUCAUCGACCCAUGUGCUCAGAUCUCUCCCACAGACAGUGAAUUCAUCAUUGAGCUCAACUGUCUCACCGAUGAGAAACUCAAACAGGUGCGUAACUACAUCCGAGAGCACAGCCCCAGGCAGCGGGCCAGUAGCACCAGAGAGGGCUGGAAGAGGAGCAGCCACAGCAGCGCCAGCACCGGCGGUGUCAGUGGAGCCAGCAGCAGCAACGCCAGCAUGGUCAGCUCGGCUAGCUCCUCCACCGGUUCCACAGCCUCCAACUCUGUAGCAGGUGGUACAGCCUCAGCCUGUAGUGGAAGCAGUGUUGCCAACAUCAGCAGAGCUCACAGUGAUGGCAACCUCUCCAGUGCUGCAGAACGUAUACGAGACUCUAAAAAACGUUCGAAGCAGCGGAAGCUUCAGCAGAAAGCCCUCCGAAAGCGGCAGCUGAAAGAGCAGCGACAGGCUCGAAAGGAGCGUCUGAGCGGGCUGUUUCUGAACGAGGAGGUGCUGUCAUUACGGGUGACGGAGGAGGACGACCACGGUGACGACCUGGACAUACUGAUGUGACACCAGUGAAUCAAUCAGUGCUCCCUCUAGGCCUGCUCUCUCACCACCCAGCCACUACCAUAGAGCUUAGAGACCACGCUAAUCCAGAACACUGCACGCAUUAGCUUUGAAUAGGCUAACACGCUAAUAACGCAUUUUGUAAGAGUGAUGUAGGCAAUAAUCGCUUCUAGUAGCCUCUAGCAUAGCUUGACAUAUUGCUUGCUUAUACUGGUGUUACAUACUAGUGCUAAAACUGCUAGCUGCUGCAAUCACUCUUAAGCUAGCUACAGAAAUAAUGCUAAAAUACUGCUAAUGCUUUGAUUAGAUACUGAUCUCAGUCUAACCUACUUGUAGCCAAUGCUCAUGCUGCAACAGCCUAGAAGCUUGCAGAUACACAUAAAUAUACACUACUAAUGACAGUUAUUUCAGCUUAACACGGUUAACAAGAGGACUGCUUAUAGAUGCUGAAACAGCAUAUAUCCACUGCUACUAAUACAGCCACCACUGGCAGAAGGACAGAUCAGGCAAGAGAAGCAGAGUUUGGCCAUUUAUGCAGAUGCUGUGAUAACCAGUUGAUGGCAACAAGUUUAUUUUUUCAUAACAUUACAGGAGGAGAUAUGUGCCAGUUGGCUGUCUGUAGCUCAUUUGUUGGUAGUUUUCACACAUCUGCCUACAAAUUCUACACGGCUGUAUCUGCACUGACCAAACUCUGUUCAUCUGUAGCUUUAGUUUUAUCUGCAGCAGGUUAGGUUACAGCAGCAAAGACAUGAGUUAAUACUUAAGUAUACAGUCAAUGACAUGAGUGUAAAGUAUUGGUAUUGUUAGUUUUAACAUGACAGGAGAUUUACUGACACAUCCAGGAAACACCACAAUCUUGAAAUUGAAACAUCACUGGGCAGUUUGUGGUGAAUGAUGGAGCCUCGUUGAGAGUUGAAGACUAAUGUCAGAUUAAAGUAUUUGAUGCUCCUGAAAACCAUCCUCCAAAUCAAACAGAUACAUCCGAGAUGAAGAGGUUCCUGAUGUGGAAAUGGAGGGGAGCUGGUCUGUCUUUCUCUCUGCUGAGUGUUGUGGUCCCAUUUCACUCUCAAGGCUUAGAGGGAGCACUGAAAACACUGCAUGUUUAAAUCGUCACCCACACUGAGUUCCUGUGUGGUCCAGUAACUAACAACUUACUUUGCAUUCACCUGUUUAAAAUAGCUUACCUUAUUGUAAAUAAAUGAUAAAUAACAGCAUAUUUACUGCUUGCUUUCAGGUUUUCCUUGGUGAUAAAGGUUUGAUUUAAAGUUUUUUUUCCCUGUGUGUAUAUAUUUAUAUAUAUAUAUAUAUAUAUGAUGACUAAGUAAUGAACUAAUUGGUUGUCAUAGCUUAAAAGCUGUAAAUUGCCACAGGUCUUUGCAAAAAAAAUUAGAGUCUUAUUUUGAUGCAUUUAGUUGUGUUUUGUCACAAGUACUUGAGUUUGGUCUUCGUCUCAGACAUCUUUUAAACUCUGACUUUGUCAAAUCCUCAUUUUUUUUUCUCCUAUAAGCACUCCUGUUGUGUUUCCUCCAGAGAUAGUUUUGCCAUCAUUUACUUCUGUGUACGUUUUUGAAUGAUCUGACCACCAUCAUAUGUUUCAAGCAUUUGAGCACUGUCUUAGUUUUUACAGAUCACAGUGUCUUUACAUGUACUGUAUGGCUGGUUUGGCUUUGGUGCUCAACUUGGUUUCUUGAGCAUGUGCAUCCAACAUUUAGCCAUUAACUCAUCUUUCAGAAGCGCUCUGUUAAAAUAUUUAAAAUUACAGUGUGGAUGAAUCAGGAACACCUCAGAAACAACUUGAGGUGGAGUUUUUGUUGAGUUGUAGCUAUCAUGUCAUUUUCAUAUUGGCUAAAAGUAGCAACCUGAGAUAUUUUUGUUUCUUUGUGUGUUUCUUUUUUUUUUUGGCUACCUUGUAGGAAACAGUUUUCCCACAGCUUUUCAGCUGUAAUAUGAUGAACCACUGCAGUUAUUGGUCUAACAGCCUGUUGUCCUUUCUAAUACUUUCUAAUGUGUACUGAGCUUUGGCUCUUGUCUCUGUCUUGUGUAUAAAGUUAUUAAUUUACAGCAAUUAUGUUAAAAGCAGCUUUAUGUAUUCUGUAGUACUGAAUUUAGUAAAACUCUAUUUUGAAAAAUAAGAUAAAUUUUGAAGAAAAAAAAUUAAACAAACAGCAGUGCGAUGCAACAAAGUUAUUUGUGUAUAUAAGGUACCAUGUAAUUGCUGAAAAUGAAUGGUUUUGAACUGAUUAAACAUAGUUUAAAAAGGUUUUAUUGUAAACCAAACUUUUUGUUUGGGGAGAUUCCCCCAGUGUCAUUUUUAUGAUUAUUUUACACUACUUCACACAUAUAGCAGUUCCUUAUAAACCAACAUGAACAAUGUUGCCAUGUCAGUGCUGCAGGGGAGUUCACUCAGUGGUUCAGAUACAUUGUAAUUUUGACAAAUAAACAUACUGUUGCAUCUGA